AGGAAACUAUGGAAAAGUUAUUGCAAGCUUUUCGUUGUUUUUAUUUGGUGGAAGAAAUAGUUUGUGAAGGAGCUACAACAGCGUGUUGCAGUGAAUGGUUCUCUCAUUGUCCUUGGUUUGCAUUGCUAUCCGUAGCUCAUCAGAUGGCAAUCGAUCGUUGUUACCGAGGUUUAUGUGAAGAAUUGAAUCAAUUGGUGAUAUUUUUGGGUCAGAAUUAUUCAUCUGUUCCAUGGACGCUUGAAGAUCUUCAAAAGUUGGUGAAUAGACAGAAACUGCAACUUAUGUUACAAUCUAUCUCGAGAAUGAAUGACAAGACUGGAAUAGAAGCAGAAGAACAAAGCCAUAAAAUGCAACAAUGGGAAUGCUUAUAUCGUUUUCAUGAUCCUAAUCGAUAUACUUGUUUCUUCUUGGAUAUGGCAUUGGAAUGUUAUUUGGAUGAUUUUAUACAUCGACCCAAUCAGACUCUAGUUCAACAAAUAAGAAGGAUUGGUCAAAGAGUAAUAAGAAUGCAUCCUUGGCAUUAUCCCAUUUCAUAUGCUUAUUUGCUUCUCAUGAGUUUUUAUUAUGUUGCUUCACAAAAGUAUCAUAUGCCAUUCUUCUUUUCAUCUAUUCCUUCAAAACCAUCACCCAAGACUUGUGCUGGAGAUGUUAUUCAUUUUCUUAUCCAUUUGCUUCGUAUAUUGAGUCAUCCAGAAAAUAUAUCUAUUGAGUCCAUUCGUUCGUGUUGUAAGGAAGCCAUUGCAUUUAUAGAAGAGACAAGAAAAUAUCGUCUUUGUAGUUUAGGUCAUAUAGAAUAUCUAUUUCGUUGGGUGCGAUGCUUUUAUAACUCCAAUCAAUUGGAGAAUAAUGAACAAGAUGAGGAUUGGAAGUGGUUACAGAAAUAUCGUUUUGCAUACUUUGAACAAGAUUGGCAAAGACUAGAAUGGAUCCUCAUGAAGAAACGACACUGUGAUGCUUGUCGAUGGGAAUGGAAUGAAAUAGGAAAGCAACAUUGGUUUCAAGAAAAGAACCCUUUGGCUGCUAUCAAAGACUGGAAUAUUGCUCUAUCAUUACCUUUGGAAGAACAAUCAAAUGAUAUAUUGAUGAAUUGUUUUCAUUCUAUUCGCAAAGCAUUGCACAUAGAUGAUCAACGAGAAAAAAGUCGAACCUUAUGUUUAUUGGCUUUUCAUGAUUUGUACUAUACGAAGGAAUUGGAAUGGGCUGAAAAACGAUUGAUUCAGGCAACUCAGAAUGAUGCUUUUUAUCAACUCCCUUUUGCGUUGUUGGGAUUCUUAUUUGAAUAUCUAUCUUUGGAUGUCUCUUCUUCUUCAGUUGUUGUAUAUCAAAAUAGGGCUAUCAAGUGCUAUCAAAGAUGUCUUUUAUUAUCUCAUCAACAUCAGUUUGCAAGUUGGAGACUAUUUCGAUUGUAUAGUAAGACACAACAAAUCCAAUUGGCACAACAACUGUUACAGCAAUUGACAUCUGAUGCCUCUUGUAACAUGGCUUGGCCAUAUAUUCUUCUAGGUAGUUUCCAAUUAUCUCUCGGGAAGAAUUGGAGUCUUCCCACCACUCCAUCUAGUUACUUCCAAACAGGAUUAAGAUAUAUGAGAAAGGAUGAAAGGAAAGCAUUUGAUGAAGAUGGCGAUUUAUUCAUCUAUUUGGAGCCAUUAUUACAAGAUACGAUGUCCAUUUUACAGUCUCAAUGUAUGGAAAGUACUGCUUGGUUAGGUCUUUGCGAUGCUUAUGCUGCUGAUGGAAGAUUGUCUGCUGCUUUAGCUAGUUGUACUCGGGGAUUGGCAUCACUAGAAAAGACUUGCCAACAAUCUUUAUGGACACAACCACAAUUGGAAAUGAUUUAUCACCGACAACUUAGUUAUCGUGUCAAAAAGGGACGAUUAUUGGCUUUAUUGAAUCGAUUGGAGGAAGCUGUGGAAGAACUGGAAUCCAUAGCCAACGACCAAAAUGCUUCAUUAUCUUCAUCAUGGAAAUGUACUUUAGGACAAGUGUAUUUCAAACAAGCUGUUUCCCAAUUUGGAUCCAAUGGUCUUUAUCAAAGAGCAUUGAAUACUUUGGACAAGGCUAUUUCUUGUUUCUCUUUGCAAAAUGCUUGGACGGACUUGGCUUUGAUCGACCACUUGGGGAUAGCUUUAUGUACAAAGUUAUAUUUUCAGACAAGGUCUCCUCACAACAUCAUGGACAGUGAAGUGAAACAAAGUAUUCGCAUAAUAGGAAGAUUGUUACAUCGAUAUCCUCAUCAUAUCAACAACUAUAUGUAUUGGGCUUGGAUCAGUUUAUGGUUGGUUCUAUUUCCUCAACAACAUUCAUCUCUUCUCAAUCAUCCUCGUAAUCUAUCUCAAUUAGCUAUCCGUUUGAUACAUAGUUGUAGGCAAUCCCUGCUUCCCAAACAUUUGUUGUUUGUUAGUUUUACAUCUUGUUUAUUAUUGGCCACAAAGGAGGAGAUGAAUUCGACACGAGACCUUUUUCUUUCUACUUUAUCAUUGCUUGGUAAACUACCUGCCAACAAACGUUAUUCUCAUGUACUUGUGUCUCUUUUCUUUGCUGCCUUGUGGUUACCGUUGGAUGAAGCGAUUGCCUACGCAUUCAUACAAGAUGCCUUGAGAAGAGAUCCUUGCAAUGAUACUGCAUGGCUAUUACUUGGGAUGUGGAGAGAAAGAAAAUGGAAUGGUAAGAUGGAACAACUGGAUGCUAUCUUAUCAUGUUAUUUCGAAGCCAUUCGAUUGGCAUCCAAUCCGAUGGCAUUGUCUUGUGCUUGUUCCAUUUUGAGAAAAUUGGCAACACCUCAAUCAAUCAACUUGGCAACUUGAAUUGUUACCGUGGUUUGAAAAAAAGAAU
Galdieria sulphuraria is the source of this 2832-nucleotide messenger RNA. RefSeq lists its product as uncharacterized. Lineage: Eukaryota; Rhodophyta; Bangiophyceae; Galdieriales; Galdieriaceae. The record is from RefSeq and is a predicted model, not a curated record. Gene Ontology annotation, molecular function: protein binding. Gene Ontology annotation, cellular component: Ski complex. The coding region runs from base 9 to 2804 and encodes 931 amino acids. The transcript has 2 exons.